Bombyx mandarina (wild silkworm) is the source of this 1825-nucleotide messenger RNA. Its product is annotated as glutamate dehydrogenase, mitochondrial. The record is from RefSeq and is a predicted model, not a curated record. Gene Ontology annotation, cellular component: mitochondrion. Gene Ontology annotation, molecular function: L-glutamate dehydrogenase (NAD+) activity. Lineage: Eukaryota; Metazoa; Arthropoda; Insecta; Lepidoptera; Bombycidae. Gene Ontology annotation, biological process: L-glutamate catabolic process.
AUGUUCGUUAAAACACACAAAAUUAACUUAUUAAACAAAUUGUUUAACCCUGUCCGGUUAAGUGUUAGGCGUUACGAAAUACCGGAGCAUUUGAGAGCCAUAGUCGACGACCCGGAUCCCAGUUUUUACAGGAUGGUCGAGUACUUCUAUCACAACGCGGUUAAAGUUUGCGAACCAAGCCUCGAGGAGUAUUUGAAAAAAUACACUCAUCUGUCGGAUAAGAAGAGGAAGCAGCGGGUCUCCGGAAUUUUGAAGGUAAUGGGCUCUUGCAAUAGCUCGUUACAAUUCGAAUUCCCCUUGCAAAGGAAGAACGGAGAAUACGAAAUGAUCCACGGCUACAGAUCCCAGCACAGCGUCCAUCGGUUACCUUGUAAAGGAGGCAUUAGAUUCUCUGACCAAGUGAAUUUGGAGGAAGUGAAAGCGCUUGCGGCUCUUAUGACAUACAAAUGUGCUUGUUCUAACAUACCGUUUGGGGGCUCUAAAGGAGGUGUAGCGAUAAAUCCAAAAAAAUAUACUAUCGCUGAACUGCAGAGAAUAACGAGGAGAUAUACUUUAGAACUUGCGAAGAAGAAUUAUAUCGGUGCCGGCAUCGACGUUCCAGCACCCGACGUGAACACGUCCGGUCGGGAGAUGUCCUGGAUCGUGGACACCUACAUCAAGACGCUUGGCUACAAAGAUAUAAAUGCUGCGGCGUGCGUCACCGGCAAGCCCAUCAACGGGGGCGGCAUCCACGGUCGGGUGGAGGCCACGGGCCGAGGAGUCUUCAUGACCAUCAGUAACUUUAUUCACAACGAGCAUUGGAUGAAACAGAUCGGCUUGAAGCCCGGCUUCGAGGGCAAAACAGCUAUUAUUCAAGGUUACGGCAACGUGGGCAGUUUUGCUGCCAUUUAUCUUCAGCAGCACGGAGUCAAAGUCAUCGGGGUUUUAGAAGCUGAUUGCAACCUCCACAAACCUGAAGGGUUAAACACUGAGUUACUGCAGUACAAACAGAAGAACAAGGGAAGCGCUAAAGGCUACCCGAACGCGAAAGAUGUGGGCCCGGAUUUGUUAUACGAAAACUGCGACAUCCUCGUCGUCGCGGCGAUGGAGAAGACUCUCUCACAACAGGUCGCAGCCAAACUGAACUGUAAGAUUAUCGGCGAAGGCGCGAACGGUCCAACGACUCCGGCCGCGGACGUGAUACUCCGCGACAAGAAAGUCCUGGUCAUCCCGGACUUGCUCGCGAACGCGGGCGGAGUCACCGUCUCGUACUUUGAAUUCUUGAAGAAUAUCAACCACGUCAGCUUCGGGAAAUUGAGUAUCAAGUUCUGGCGAGACUCUAAUACUGCAUUACUAGAUUCCGUUGAAAAGUCGUUAAAGGCGGCCAAUAUCGACGCGAAAAUGGGACCCACGCCGCUGUUCAAGUCGCUGAUGUCCGGCGCCAACGAGGAGCACAUUGUCAACUCUGGGCUCGAGUACUCCAUGACCAACGCUUGUAAAAAUGUAAUGCAUGCUGCAAAAUCCCACAGUCUAGGCUUAAAUCUACGUACAGCGGCCUACGUCACUGCUAUAGAAAAAAUCUUCGUCACCUACGACGAACACGGCUUGGCUUUCUGACAAACUGCGAGCCCUGUCAGUGACAAUGUCAAUACUUAUAAUUUAGAAAAUGACACGAACAACCUUGCGUUUAGCGAAGUAAAGCUAAAACGUAUUGUAAUUUGAGUGUCUAAACGUUUUUACCCAUUUUUUAAAUAUUUAUUACGUUUUACCUUGGAAUACUUAACCCGUUUAGUGCUGAGCUUAUUUUCACAUAUUUUGCAGAAAUUGCUAAAGGGUUUUUGAAUAA